Messenger RNA from Strongyloides ratti, 1056 nucleotides. RefSeq names its product Molybdenum cofactor sulfurase, C-terminal domain and MOSC, N-terminal beta barrel domain and Pyruvate kinase-like, insert domain-containing protein. Gene Ontology annotation, molecular function: catalytic activity; pyridoxal phosphate binding; molybdenum ion binding. Lineage: Eukaryota; Metazoa; Nematoda; Chromadorea; Rhabditida; Strongyloididae. The transcript is spliced from 2 exons. The record is from RefSeq and is a predicted model, not a curated record. Bases 1 to 1056 code for a protein of 351 amino acids.
AUGAUUUCUUUGGUAAAUUUAAAUAUACCAAUAAUUAGUUUAUGUGUUGCAUCACUCAUUGGAGCUGUUAGUGUUUAUUUUUUAAAUAAAAAAGAAGAUGAGGAGGAGGAAGAUGAAAUUAAAUUUGUUAAAGUUGGUACUAUUGAAAAAUUAUUUAUUUAUCCUGUUAAAUCAAUGAAAGGUAUAUCUGUACCGUACAUAGAAUGUACUAAAGUAGGAGGAAAUUAUAAAUAUAUAAAAGAUAGAAGUUUUAUGGUUGUUGAUAGAAAAACAUCAUUAUAUAUUGGAGGUAAAAAAGAAAGAAAAAUUGUUUUGAUUGAACCAUCAUUAAAUUAUGAUAGUAUAACAUCAUCUUUUGUUUUGACAUUAAAAUGCAGUAAAAAUAAAACAUCUGUCAGUGUUAAUUUAAAUGAAGUUGUAAAAAAUGGAAUUAUUAUUUCAGCAAAAGUUUUUGAUGAUGGAAUUUGUGAUGGUUAUGAUUGUGGUGAUGAAGUUAGUAAUUUUAUUAAAAAUAUUCUUGAUUCUUCAGCUGAUUUACGAUUAAUGUAUCAUACAGAAAGUUUAUUUAGACAAAGGCAUGCUGUUGUAGGACCAAAAUAUUCAAAUACAAAUGUUUCUAAAGGACCACAUGAAAUAAGAUAUCAAGAUGAUGUUCCAUUUAAUAUUUUAACAAAAGAAUCAAUAAAUGAUUUAAAUAAAAGAUUAAAUCAAAAUGAUUUUUUGCUAACUGAAAGAUUUAGACCUAAUAUUCUUGUUAGUGGUUGUAAACCAUAUGAAGAAGAUUUUUGGAAAUAUAUAAAAAUAUCAUCAAGUAUUUUUGAAUAUUUGAAACCUUGUACACGUUGUAUUCAAACAACAAUAAAUCCAUUAACAGCUGAAAAACACCCAAAUUUGGAACCAUUGAAAGAAUUAAGAAAAUAUCGUUUAGCUAAUGGAAGAAUAGCAAAAGAGUAUGGUAUAAGUCCAGUUUUUGGUGUUCAUGUUGGUGUCAAAAAUGGUGGUAUCAUUAAAGUAGGUGAUGAUGUUUAUGCUAGUUACAAAAAAGUUUCUUACUAA